AUGGCAGAUGAACCUAAUUCUGGGUGGGCAGGCAUCAAGGUCAUCGCUGAGGUGAUGAAGAGCAAGUACUGGCCAGGGAAGUGUGCUGCGAAAUCCCUUGACACCAAGGCAUAUAUCAUUUUGAAGCACCAGCCCUGGAGGUGCUUCACUCUCAUGCUAUCUCUAUGUAAUCACUAUCGUGAACUUUGUGUUCAUGUAUACGACCACUCUGGUUCUGCUGUAUCACCUCCAUUCCAUAUCGACCAACAGAAGGACAAAUUUUUGCAAAUCCUCUCAUCUAUUGUCUUUGGCAAUGAUGAGUGCAUCAGUUUUGAUACAACAAUGAACAUUCGACAGCUUAAACUCCCUACAAAGAGGGUCAUCACUCAGGGUGCAUCUGGUACAUGGGCCAAGUCAGGAGAUGCAGCCUCAGGUGAGGAGUCAGACGGGUCAGAUGAGGACUCAGCAAAGUCAGAGACUUCCAGUAGCAAUUCCUUGUCAAGUGUCUUCCCCCUCGAGCUAGAUGAGCGGCCUGAUAUCAGGACGGGUCCUCCUGCACUCCCCUCUGAGCUGCCUCCCUCGGCCAUUUCUACCCCUCUAGUUCCUUUUAUUGCCCAAACUUCUGUUCCUCCAAAUUCGUCGCCAAUCAGUAAAAUUCGAGUCAAUGAACAACUGGACGACCAAGAGUACAUCAUCAAGGACCACUGGGUCCUUGGAAAUGCAGAUGAUGAAGAUACCUUAAAUGAGGUCAUUAUGUUGAAGAAGAUGCAGGGUGUCCAUGGCGUCCCGGAACUCAUAGAAUUCAGCAAAGUUAAGCUGUCGACCGGUGAUGUCGACAAUACGAAGAUUUACCUGAUAUCGAGAGCUGCCCAGCUUAAGAGUGAUCUCCCAGUUCAACAGGAAGCGCAUGCAUGGGGUAUUUUACAUCAUGAUUGCAGCCUCCACAAUGUGAUGAUCAAGGAUGCCAACGGUAAUAGCCUUGGAAUGUUGAUCGACUGGGAAUUCGCUGUAAUCAUCACCCCGGAGAACAAAUACACCAUUGGUGGGACAGGCACAGUUCCGUUCAUGUCACAGCGGCUCCUGCAGCAAGUGAAAAAUAUCAUAGUGCCCAGCACUGCAAAAAAAAUGGCAUCAUCAUCGUCACCUUUGGCAAUUGAAUCUGUCAAGCAAGACUAUUCAGAUGAUCUUGAAUCACUGUUUUAUGUCUUUUCUUGGAUCUGCAUUGGAUACAGCGGCCCACUCGGCAUGGAAUGUCAGUUGAACGCUUCCAAAGCAUGGCUUCCACAUGCGUGGAGCAACCGGAGUAUUGCCGGAUGCUUUGAUACCAAAGUUUCAUUCUACACAACGGACAACAGCAAAGCUGCAAUCACAGCACUAGAUCUUAUUCUACUUGCACUGGAGUGGAUGGACUUCCUAAGGCUCAAUUUCCCAGUUCAGGUUGGCAGUGUCGACAUGCCAGGCUCUCUCCACCGACCCAUCAAAUUCAAUGUGCUGCUCGAGAUCUUGGACAAACAUAUCACAGGACUCCUCAAGGGUAUGCCUGAGCUGCCCCCCGAAUUGUUGUUGCACAAGAGGUUGACAGACAAGAAUGUGAAGGACAUACAUGCAUUGGGAACAAUCAUAGAUCAAAUGAACCACCAGAUCCCCGUGAAGAAACGUGGUCUGAAUGAUGGGUGGACUGUCAAACCUGUGAAGAGGAGCAAGAUAUCGAACUGA
This is a messenger RNA of Suillus subalutaceus, 1695 nucleotides long. RefSeq lists its product as uncharacterized. Lineage: Eukaryota; Fungi; Basidiomycota; Agaricomycetes; Boletales; Suillaceae. Bases 1 to 1695 code for a protein of 564 amino acids. The transcript has 7 exons. The record is from RefSeq and is a predicted model, not a curated record.